CGCGGAGCUUGGCUUGUUGCUCGCCUGGGCCUUUUGACAGCCCGUAGUAAUCGCUUCUAAUUUGGGGACCUUGCCGCCCUGGCUUACAGAAGGGGAAUAGACCGAGUAUAACAACCGAGACUAUGAGGCGCAAUGCAACACGCCAGGCGCGGAGCGUAAGUAGAAGACGCCAUCGCGCUUCCCUUGGACCAGUGCACAUGCGCAGUGUGAACUUUUCGCGGACCGAGAUUUCUCCUGCCAGUCCUUUCUCCUGGCUUCACCCGCCGGCCCAGACCAUUUCCUGUAUGGCUAUUGGAAGAACAAGCGAGCUCUGGAAAGCCUCUCAGGAUUGGUUGGGCCUACCUAAGAGUAAGGGAGAGCCUACUUCCGGGCCAUGGAGAAAGAAUGGCAACGAUUGGCUGAGCCUUCCAGCGGGAGCCUUCUGAUUGGUCCUGCUCAGGAGCGGGCGGGGCGGGACCUCUAUCCCUGAAGCGGCGGCGGCGCUGUCUGCGGAACCGCUGUGAGGCGGCCGAGCUGCGCUGUGGCGUGCGGCAGGGCGCGGCAGGAUGGAGGUGACGGGGUUGUCGGCGCCCACCGUGAACGUUUUCAUCAGCAGCUCCCUCAACAGUUUCCGCUCCGAAAAGCGGUAUAGUCGCAACCUCACUAUUGCUGAAUUCAAGUGCAAGCUGGAACUGGUGGUGGGCAGCCCUGCUUCCUGCAUGGAAUUGGAGCUGUAUGGAGCUGAUGAUAAGUUCUACAGCAAGUUAGAUCAGGAAGACGCUUUGCUGGGCUCCUAUCCCGUAGACAACGGUUGCCGAAUCCAUGUCAUUGACCACAGUGGUGCCCGCCUUGGGGAGUAUGAGGAUGUAUCCAAGGUGGAGAAAUACAAGAUCUCACAAGAGGCCUAUGAACAGAGGCAAGACUCAGUCCGAUCCUUUUUGAAGCGAAGCAAACUUGGCCCUUACAAUGAAGAACAGAAGGCACAGCAAGAGGCUGAGGCAGCCCAGCGCCUUGCGGAGGAGAAAGCCCAAGCCAGUGCCAUCUCCGUGGGUAGCCGCUGUGAGGUGCGGCCACUGGGGCAGUCCCCACGCCGGGGCACCGUCAUGUAUGUAGGACUCACAGAUUUCAAGCCUGGCUACUGGAUUGGUGUCCGCUAUGAUGAGCCACUAGGGAAAAAUGACGGCAGUGUGAAUGGGAAGCGCUACUUUGAGUGUCAGGACAAGUACGGAGCCUUCGUCAAGCCAUCAGUUGUAACAGUGGGGGACUUCCCAGAGGAAGACUAUGGAUUGGAUGAGAUGUGACACCCAAGGAAGGGUGUCUCCCUGCUCCAGCUCCUGACUCCCUUCAUCGUCCCUCCCUAUAUGUACGCCCAUGCCCUCUUCACUGACCCAUCUCUGUUUCCUUUACCUUCCACCUGCUGUGGAUUUGUAACACUCAUAAAUUAAAUUCCUCAGAAACUGGGGAA
Messenger RNA from Dipodomys spectabilis (banner-tailed kangaroo rat), 1444 nucleotides. RefSeq names its product tubulin folding cofactor B (gene Tbcb). Gene Ontology annotation, biological process: post-chaperonin tubulin folding pathway; tubulin complex assembly; cytoplasmic microtubule organization. The record is from RefSeq and is a predicted model, not a curated record. Gene Ontology annotation, cellular component: cytoplasm; nucleus; microtubule plus-end. The transcript has 6 exons. The coding region runs from base 546 to 1280 and encodes 244 amino acids. Lineage: Eukaryota; Metazoa; Chordata; Mammalia; Rodentia; Heteromyidae. Gene Ontology annotation, molecular function: alpha-tubulin binding; microtubule plus-end binding.